This is a messenger RNA of Chaetomium strumarium, 820 nucleotides long. RefSeq lists its product as uncharacterized. The record is from RefSeq and is a predicted model, not a curated record. The transcript is spliced from 2 exons. NCBI's taxonomy places the organism in Eukaryota, Fungi, Ascomycota, Sordariomycetes, Sordariales, Chaetomiaceae. The coding region runs from base 130 to 585 and encodes 151 amino acids.
ACUUACACAGCGCGGUAGUUCCUGAUUUAGCACAGGCGGGACUGUUUGUGAACCCAUCUAAAAAGCCACUCACCCUCAUGUAAAACCAACCCCCUGUGGGCGACAGCACGCCGACAGCAUGCAUGAGAUAUGCCCUUUGCAAGCAGCAUUGCCCUGGCCCUGGUUGAGCAGUUUCUUUCCGGCCCGAUGACCAUCUCCAGAUGCCCCUUCGCUGUGACGUCGAGAAGCAAACAUCGACGCAAACAAGAAGCAGGGGACUUGUUCGUCUGGAAGGAUUCGCCAACAUCAGACCGACGGGCCCACCAAAGACACCAAAGACACGACCCUGCCCUUGCCCUCCCGCUGGUUCGGACGGUUCGGACCCCGUCAUGCGCAACACAGAGGGCCGGUUCCGCCGUUGGCCUUCUCUCACCGCUACCGUACACGUGUAAGGCACAGUACUCCGUACAUAUGUAUGUACAAGGACAAGGUAGCAAGGGACAUGGCCCGAACGGCUCAGAACGCCGGAUCUACGAGAUCAACAAAGAUCGGAUCAGUCUCGCAAGUCGCGGCUUGGCGAUGGAUUCAGAAACCCCAUCGUCAUGACUCGUGAUCAGAAUUAGUAUUCACGCUCUGGUAGAGCCCUCCCUGGCUUCUUGUCCUGUCCACAGAUACUUCCAGAAGCAAAAGAAAAACACCACUAAUCUCCCCUGUCCCUGACUCCCUGGACGGUUCACGGACAGUGUCCGAAUGCUCAGCACCAAGGAGUCUGCGGUCAACGUUGUGAGGGGAAGGGGUAAGGUAGGUAGUGGCCGCAGAACAGACAAGUCGGUCAGCAAGA